AACUCGAUCUCAGAGAGGGAUUUAUCAAUUAAUAUAUUAGGAUUCCAAUCCUUUGACUAAUUAGUAUCCUCGGGAGCUGGUUGUGCUUAUGUCGAAUUGUAUUACAAUUUGAAGACUCCGAGCAGACAACACUAGACUCAAUACUCUCCCGCUUCCACCAUGAGGGUUCACUCAUCACUCCUCUGCCUUCUGUGGGUUUACUUAGGCCUAGCCUUUAGUCCAACAUACCCCAUCCGCCUUCGCAAAGCAAGAAAUCCAGCUAACAGAACCAAACCUCAAGCUGGGGCAAAACACUACCUCCCCCACAGCGACCUCCACACCAACAGGAGCCCUCUAUCCCCUCAGCACCGACUCCUAUCUCUCCUUCUUCCUCCUCGAACAGCUCUCUCUCUCCCCAAGCGGCGGUUCCAGCACAAGCGAAGUCCUCCGUGCCGCGUCCCAAAUCAAUGCUAGCGACUACAUGGAGAGCGUCUAUACCGAGUUCAAGUUCCUCGCAGACGCUAUCCACAAUACCAUCACUUCGGCCAAUACAUCUAAACACCCCGUCUCGGCGCGUGACGCCUUCUUCAGAACAGCAAGCUACUACCGUGCGGCUACGUUUUUCCUCGCUCAGAAUCAGAGCGACGAGCGGUUGUUUGAGGUGUGGGAUACACAGAUGAGGGACUUUGAUAGUGCAUUGGCAUUAUCGGAUAUAAAGGGAGAGAGGGUCACGGUUAAGGGGCCGGGAUUCGAUAUACCCGUUAUCUUCUGGGCUGCUCCCGGCUCUGAGGCAAGGCCCACGGUACUCAUUGGGAGUGGAUACGAUGCGUCACAGGAAGAGAGCUUUCACUACCUAGGGCGGGCGGUGCUAGAUCGCGGCUGCAAUCUAGCUACGUACGAGGGGCCGGGCCAGCCGACGGUGAGACGGCAGCAGGGAUUGGGAUUUAUAUCAAAUUGGUGGGAUGUCGUCACGCCCGUCGUGGACUACCUUUCUUCCCGCAAUAGCGAAGUCGACGAGGACAAGAUCGCGCUGGUAGACGUUUCCUUCGGAGGUACCCUGGCACCGCUCGCGGCGUCGAGGGAACACCGCCUCGCGGCCGUGCUGGUCAUCGACGGGCUGGUGAGCUUCCAGGAUGCGAUCUUAUCCCAAAUCCCCGCCGAAGUGGCCGAGUUGUAUACCAGCGGCGCCGAGGCCGACUUCAACGAGUACAUGAACGCGGUCCGGUUGAACCCACUGUCGCCGAAGAUCUUCCGCUUUGUCAUCAACCAGGGCCUUUGGAGUUUCGCGACCGAGAGCCCAUAUGACUGGUUCGCCAGGUUGGGGAAGUUUAGGCUCGAUGAGGAUGUCGUGGGCAAUAUGACCUGUCCGGUGUUUGUGGGCAGCGGUGAGGAUGACACGUUUGCGCCUGGGCAGCCGGAGGAGCUUCAGAAGAUGUUGGGGGAUAAGGGGUAUUAUCAUUUGUUUGAGACGAAGUUAGGGGCUGGUGAACAUUGUCAGUUGGGGGCCGAGGCACAGUUGGCGCAGGUCGCGUUUGAUUGGCUGGAGACCGUGUUUGAGGGUGUCGGCGGGAAGGGGAACGGGACGGUGAUGUAAAGAUUUGAGGAGAGACGAGUUAUGGAGUUGUUGAUGAAGAUGUUUUAGACUGCGAUAGAGUGUGUAUAACUUGUUCAUUAGGCUUGAACUACCUGUUCAGUAGCGUCGAGUUGGCAAAUUCGUCCCGCAAAGAAAAACAGGCCACCCGAGACUUAAGAGAAAACGUAUAAUUCGUAACAAGUUCAGCU
Pseudomassariella vexata is the source of this 1761-nucleotide messenger RNA. Its product is annotated as Alpha/Beta hydrolase protein. The coding region runs from base 461 to 1573 and encodes 370 amino acids. The record is from RefSeq and is a predicted model, not a curated record. The transcript has a single exon. NCBI's taxonomy places the organism in Eukaryota, Fungi, Ascomycota, Sordariomycetes, Amphisphaeriales, Pseudomassariaceae.